AUGUCCUUCCUCACCCAAACGCGCAGUCAAAGCUCGCAGCAAGUAGGUCUCCAACUUUCUGUAGUACAGACUGCCAAAAAAAUUAACGAGUGGUUUAGUGCUAAUCUGUGGUGUGUUGCUACCACCACACCUCUUCACGGUUGCGCUGCCCGAGGAUGUGGCCAGGCUGAAGUGAAUGAUCAAGCUGAUGAUCCUCCUCAGUAUACCAUUGGCGGUGCCGCUGUUGAAAAGACAAUUUCGACCCGCAGCCAGCUGGAGUCUCGCAUUGUGAAACUCUGGAAGAAAGUCUGGCUGGGUCUUUAUCAGAUCGAUGACAAUGAGGAUCGAUACCAUGUCGAGCGCCUCGAGGCGCUUUCUCUCGGGGCAGGCUUGACUCGCACAUACCGACUUGGCGAGCUUCAAGUUCUCAGGCGUCAUUUUCUUCGAAGCGAGACUAACAAUGGCAUUGCUUCGCUGAAGCUUUUCCAGGGUCUGUCUCUUUCGACCCUUCUAUCUGUGAUCCAUAUUUUGGAGGCUUAUGAAAGUGAAAUUGACAACAUGAGGCUGCUCUAUUCCAUCUUGCGAAGUGGUCAGCUUGCACUGCAUGAGACUGCCGACCUAGCUCAAACUGCUGUUGUCAGGACUGAGUAUAUGGCAAUUGCGGAGCCGAUGGAGAAGCGGAUCAGACAGUACGAUAUUAGAAUGAAUGUGGUGAAUAUGAACAUCUGCGAUGAGGCAAUGGGUUUCUAUCAGCGACAAAAGGGGGAAUAUAUUUACCACAAGGCAUUCCCAGAUGCGUGGUAA
Molecule: messenger RNA, 783 nt
Organism: Penicillium samsonianum
Lineage: Eukaryota; Fungi; Ascomycota; Eurotiomycetes; Eurotiales; Aspergillaceae
Exons: 1
Coding region: 1-783 (260 amino acids)
Source: RefSeq, a predicted model, not a curated record